Messenger RNA from Vanessa atalanta (red admiral), 1738 nucleotides. RefSeq names its product enhancer of mRNA-decapping protein 3 (gene Edc3). Gene Ontology annotation, cellular component: P-body. NCBI's taxonomy places the organism in Eukaryota, Metazoa, Arthropoda, Insecta, Lepidoptera, Nymphalidae. The record is from RefSeq and is a predicted model, not a curated record. Gene Ontology annotation, biological process: deadenylation-independent decapping of nuclear-transcribed mRNA; P-body assembly. The coding region runs from base 213 to 1658 and encodes 481 amino acids. Gene Ontology annotation, molecular function: mRNA binding. The transcript has 5 exons.
GACAUUCUGCUGCUUCCUUCACGUGCUUGUCACUGUCAGUAGUCACAAUUGUCGAAAAACAUGUUAUUUUACGAAUUACGGGAGAAACAGAAAAUUAGUACCUAUUUGUAUUUGUUAAAUAUAUUACAUUUACAUAUAAAUAUUAUAAAGCUUAUGUGAUACGAACGGAUAUUUUAAAAUAUUGAAUUGACUAUUUUAACAAAGUUGUAAAAAUGUCAAAGUGGAUUGGCUACGCCGUGUCCGUCAACUGUGGCGACCCAUUGGGCUGCUAUCAGGGUACAAUAUUAGAAGCCGACGGUACAACAAUUACGCUGACAAAAGCAUUCAGAAACGGCUUUCCUUACCCUAAAUCACAAGUAACUUUAAACGCAGCCGAUAUUAAAGAUCUGAAAAUAAUUGAGGAAGCAAGAUCGAAGCCAGCUGAACAGACACACAGUACAGUAGCUGUAACAAAAAAUAAUAAAAAGGGUCAAAGAGCUACCGUUUGUGAAAACUUGCAAGCCAACCCUUCACACUCAGGUAAUCAGCAAAAUGUAAGCAAUAUUAGUAAUAAGAGUGCACCUCCCCGUGGUGCCCUGCCAGUGCCCACUCGCAGCAAGCCUAUAGACAUACAGCCCACGCGAAGUAACAAAAGCAAUCAAUCGGGAAGUUAUGGUAAUACAGGUUCUACACCUAAAGGUCGCAGUGGUCCCUUUCAUGAGAAAGCUCGACGUCGGAAUGAGGCCUGUUUUGGAGAUACGGCUGACCCAGCUCUCGACGAUGACUUUGACUUCGAGGGCAACCUCGCUCUCUUCGACAAACAAGCGCUGUGGGAGGAGAUGCGCUCGGCGGCGCGGCCCGACGUCGUGCGCGCGGCGGACGAGGCGGCGCGCUUCCGCCACGACGAGAACGUGCUGGGAGCCGCGCCCGCCCUGCCCGCCAUCCGCCUGCCCGACGAGCUGCGCGGGCCCGUCGUGUACAGCGCCGACGACGGGCGCCGCGUGCCCUCCGCCGCGCCGCGCCUGCGCAGAGACUUCUGGGACGCCAUGCGCCGCUGCGGCCUGCUCGACGGCGCGCUCACGCUGCUCGCGCGCGCCGCCGCCGACGUGGCGCUGCGCCUCGCGGGCGGCGGCCGGCGCCUCGAGGCGCGCAACGCGCACCAGGCGCCCGUGGCCGUCGUGCUGGCGGGCGCGCACCGCCUCGGCGCCGCGGGGCUGGAGACGGCGCGCGUGCUGGCCGCGCACGGCGUGCGCGCGCACGUGCUGCUGGCGGCCGGGCCGGGCGGCCAGGCCGAGUGCGCGGAGCUGCGGCGCGAGCUGGGCGCGCUGGCGCUGUGCGGCGUGCCGGUGCACGCGAGCGCGGCGGCGCUGCCGGCGCCCGACGUGGUGCUGCUGGCGCUGUACGACCCGCUGCUGGACGACGCGCAGGAGCGGCACGCGGCGGCGCUGGCGUGGGUGCGCGGCGCGCGGGCGGCGGUGGUGGCGGUGGAGCCGCCGGGCGCGGGCUGGGACGGCGUGUGCGCGCGCGCGUCGCUGCUGGCGGGGCUGCCGGCCGCGCUGCCGCCGGCGCUGGGCCGCGUGUACCUCGCCAACGUGGCGCCGCCCGCCAGCCUGUUCCGCGAGCUGCGCGUGGUGUAUCGCUCGCCCUUCGGCGCCGCCUCGGUGCUGGCUCUCGACUGAAACGCGCCUCGCGGACUCGAUACCAAUUCUAUUGUAAAUAUUUCAGAACGUGCAUUUUAAAAGAUGAAUAAAUUUUUAUA